CUUGGCGGCUGCUAUGCCAAAGCGCCCCGAGAUUCCGCGAAGAGUUGAUGCUGCGGGCGCGACUGAGAAGACGGAACAUUUCGGAGAAGAGCAGUAGCCGCAUCACAGGACUAUUUGACUAUUUUCUUUUUUUGCUCAAGACGAUUGUCACUUUUUAAUCCAAGCAUUUUGCCCAGUGAUAAACACUUUGAUUUCGCUAUCCAGCUUUGUUUUUUUUUCUUUUAGAGAUUUAACUCCCGCCCGGAUUGACUGAUGACCGAUCACCAAAAGAAAUUCCCCCACUGAUGGCAGGGAUGACGAAUGAGACGUGGACACACUCGUCAUACGUGCCCCAUUAUCUCCUGCGUGGCGAUCCUUUCGCCUCAAGACUCUCCAAAGAGGCAGACAUCGUGGCCGCUUUUUAUAUCUGCAUUAUAGGUAUUAUGUCCGCAACGGGGAACGGAUACGUCUUGUACAUGACUAUCAAACGCAAAACAAAGUUGAAGCCACCGGAGCUGAUGACGUUGAAUUUGGCCAUCUUCGACUUUGGCAUAUCAGUGACAGGAAAGCCCUUUUUUAUUGUUUCUAGUUUCUCCCACCGUUGGUUGUUCGGUUGGGACGGCUGUCAGUUCUACGGCUGGGCGGGCUUUUUCUUUGGCUGCGGGAGCCUCACCACCAUGACCAUGGUCAGCUUGGACCGAUACUUCAAGAUCUGCCAUCUGCGAUACGGGACGUGGUUGAAACGGCAUCACGCUUUCCUCUGCUUGGUCUUCGUGUGGCUGUACGCCGGUUUUUGGGCCACCAUGCCCCUGAUCGGCUGGGGAAGCUACGCCCCGGAGCCAUUCGGGACCUCCUGCACGCUCAACUGGUGGCUGGCGCAAUCCUCCGUGUCGGGCCAAAGCUUCGUCAUGUCCAUCCUCUUCUUCUGUCUCGUCCUUCCGACCGGCAUCAUGGUCUUCUCCUACGUGAGGAUCAUCUGUAAAGUCAAGUCUUCCGCAAAGGAAAUCUCACACUUUGACGCCCGGAUCAAUCACAGUCCAAACCUGGAGAUCAAACUGACAAAGGUGGCCAUGCUGAUCUGCGCGGGAUUCCUGAUCGCUUGGAUCCCAUACGCGGUCGUGUCCGUGGUGUCGGCGUUCGGGGAGCCGGACUCGGUGCCGAUACCCGUGUCUGUCAUUCCCACUCUCCUCGCCAAGUCCUCCGCUAUGUACAAUCCAAUCAUCUACCAGUUGGUGGACCUGAAGAACUCCUGCUCGCCCUCCUGUUUCAAGGUCCUUGGGAAACGCCGACAUUUUCCAAAGUCCAGGCUCUACACAAUUUCCGGCUCACUGAAGGAUACACCGGCUUCCCCGAAAGAAGCUCAGGUUGAAAUGUGAGUCGGACGGAACGUGUGGCCAGCUUUGGGACGCUUUGCCUCCUUCCCCGCCGUCUUCUGCGCCCUUCACCUUGCCCCAUUGAAAUGCUGCCCAUUAUCUCCAGUGACAAGUGCAAGCUCUUUGCAUUCUCCCUAAAAUCGGGAUCACGCCAGGCUGGUUCACACCUACACUGAACUUUGGCAUCCUUCCGGCAGCUGGCCGCCACCUCCUCCCCCUUCCUCCUUCAAAAAGCACUUUCCAGAGAGGGCGCGGUCAUGUCUUGCCGUGUCAUGAAAUGUCUUGACUCACCAAUUCAAUUCAAUUAAGUGCAAUAUAAAUACAAAAUGGAUGAAUCGCAGUGCUAUUCACAAUUGUCCUUCACAUCAUUUAAGUAUUAUUAUUAUUUUGGGAGGUGUUGUGUAUAUACUCACUCUCGACAUGAUUCAUGUUCAAUUUCAGCAUAGAUCACUGAUGUUUUUUUUGUGGUAUCUAUGGCAGAGUGACGUUGCGCCCUUCCGUGGCGUGGCAUCGUGUCACGAUGGAAGAUGAAUUACAAAACAGUCGUAGUAUUUACUAGCCGUCAAAAUGUGGUUCGUUUCGUCGUGCUGUGUUGAAGUUUCAGUUGACACCGUCUGAAUCUUUCACCAAGUAUGCAAAAUCUCCUUUUCUAAAAUGGUUUUAGUGUCAUAUUGAACCGGCAUGAACUGAUGGCUAUAAUCUCGCUCUAACAAACAAAGCAGCCUCUGACUAUUCUGAUGUCACCGUAGCUCAUCAACGUCCUGUAACUCGUUUUGAAUUUUCAACGUUUCUGCUGCAAAAUAUGUUGUCCAAAUGUUCUAUGUUUCUACUGAAGAAAGAAAUUAUUUACCAACUA
Molecule: messenger RNA, 2208 nt
Organism: Hippocampus zosterae (dwarf seahorse)
Lineage: Eukaryota; Metazoa; Chordata; Actinopteri; Syngnathiformes; Syngnathidae
Gene: opn5
Product: opsin 5
Exons: 7
Coding region: 285-1355 (356 amino acids)
Biological process (GO): G protein-coupled receptor signaling pathway; visual perception
Cellular component (GO): membrane
Molecular function (GO): G protein-coupled receptor activity
Source: RefSeq, a predicted model, not a curated record